Molecule: messenger RNA, 2847 nt
Organism: Penicillium subrubescens
Lineage: Eukaryota; Fungi; Ascomycota; Eurotiomycetes; Eurotiales; Aspergillaceae
Gene: set2
Product: SET and WW domain protein
Exons: 4
Coding region: 1-2847 (948 amino acids)
Biological process (GO): regulation of DNA-templated transcription
Cellular component (GO): nucleus; chromosome; chromatin
Molecular function (GO): protein binding; histone H3K36 methyltransferase activity
Source: RefSeq, a predicted model, not a curated record
AUGUCUGCCCAUGACAACGCGGACUCCGAGCCAGCAUCCACCAAGAUGGACUCGCCCGCGGCAGUGAACGGCCACGGCCGCACCUCUCUCAAAAAUAAUGGUCACUCCUCGCGCUCUUCCCGCUCACCUCACCCCAGUCUCAAGAAAGAAUCCUCCGCCGACGCCAACACACCUCCCAACGACAGUCCUGGGAAGACGCCGAGCUCCGAUCCGGGCGCAGUCAAGUUCGACUCCGACAUGAAGCAGGAGACCGUAGGCGGCGACAUCGUCGUCAAGCAAGAACCGGGUCAACCGCCGAAGCUAUCCCGAAGCUCUUCGCAGAAGGUUGCGCGAGGGCCACCGCAGCUAUUCUCGCAUUUGCCGGAUAGCACCGCGGAUGCGCUGGCUACGUUUGAACAGAUUGAGUCUUGCUGGUAUGCGAAUAAGUACAUGGGGUAUACUGAGCAUGCGAUGGAAUGCGACUGUGCUGAGGAGUGGGACUCCGAAGCCGGUCAGAAUUCAGCAUGUGGUGAAGACUCCGAUUGCAUCAACCGGGCGACCAAGAUCGAGUGCGUGGGCGACUGUGGUUGCGGACCAGAUUGUCGAAACCAGCGAUUUCAAAAGAAGCAAUACGCGCCUGUUGCCGUCAUCAAGACCGAAAAGAAAGGAUUCGGAUUGCGUGCAGAGGUCGACCUGGAUCCGCACCAGUUGAUCUUCGAAUAUGUCGGCGAGGUGGUCGGUGAACCUCAGUUCCGCCGUCGGAUGAGACAAUAUGAUGAAGAGGGCAUCAAACACUUCUACUUUAUGUCCUUGAACAAAGGUGAAUUUGUGGAUGCGACGAAACGAGGCAAUCUCGGCCGCUUCUGCAACCAUUCCUGCAACCCCAACUGCUAUGUCGACAAGUGGGUGGUGGGCGAGAAGAUGCGCAUGGGCAUUUUUGCCGAGCGUGCGGUUCAAGCUGGUGAAGAGCUCGUCUUCAACUACAACGUUGAUCGAUACGGUGCGGAUCCACAACCGUGCUAUUGCGGAGAGCCAAACUGUACAGGAUUCAUCGGUGGACGGACUCAGACUGAACGGGCGACCAAGCUGUCCAAUGCGACUAUUGAAGCCCUGGGUAUUGACGAUUCAGAUGGCUGGGACACGGUUGUAGCUCGUCGACCCCGCAAGAAGAAGACGGAAGAAGCCGAUGAAGAGUACGUGGACAGCGUGCAGCCCAAGUCGCUGGAUGAGGAUGGCGUGACCAAGGUCAUGGCCGCACUCAUGCAAUGCCAGGAGAAGUGGAUUGCCGUUAAACUUCUGGGGCGUAUUCAACGAUGCCAGGAUGAGCGUGUCCGGAAUCGCGUUGUCAAGAUGCACGGUUAUCAAAUUCUCAACUCGCAGCUGGCCAUGUGGAAGGAAGAUCACAACGUGGUCAUGCAAAUUCUGGAUAUUCUGGACCAGUUCCCUCGUUUGACGAGGAACAAGAUCAUUGAUUCCAAGAUUGAGACGAAUAUCCAGCCAUUGACUGAAGGCGAUGAUGAGCGAGUGGCAAAUAAGGCCGUGGCUUUGCUAGCCAGCUGGGCUAACCUGGAGGUCGGAUAUCGUAUUCCACGGAUGAAGCGAGGCGAUCAACAAGCCAAGCCAGCUGUGAACCAAUUCGAGCGUCGUGAAUCCGGACGAGAACAACAACAGCGAUCCGCAAGUCGCUCCCCUACACCCGUGGAGCCACAGCCGCGAGGACCACAUGGCGUUGGAGGUCAGCCACGACGAGACCGAAAUGUACAUCACCAUGGAGGUGGUGGCCCUGGUGCCGGCGGACCAGCAGGCGGACGAUCACGCCGAGACCGUCGCCAUGAUGCUCGCAAUCGCCAGCCUCUACCUGAGGGCUGGUUUGCCGCAGAAACCGAGGGUCGAGUGUAUUACUACACAGCAGCCGGUGCGACGCAAUGGACACGGCCCACUGCUCCAGCUGCAUCUGUCGCUGCUCCGAACAAGCGUAAUCAGGCGCUGCAGAGCAUCAUCGAUGGAAUUGUGAACUCGCAAGAAAAGACGCCGUCUGAACAGAAGUCUGCCACGCCUGGGACGCCCCAGGCCUCGUCUGAUCCACAGCCGGAGAAGAAAAAGAAGGAGGCGGAUUGGUGGAAGAAGCUUUCUUUGGAGAAGCAGAAGAUUCUCUAUGAGAACACGUUGAGUCCCACCAUCAAGCAUGUCAUGGAUCGCUACAAGCACAAGCUCAAGAGAGAUGAUUUGAAGCGGUUUGCCAAAGAGAUCGCCAAGAAGCUCGUGGAAGGUGAUUACAAAAAGAAUCGCGUCACAGACCCAACCACGAUCAGUGAAAAACACCAAAAGACCGUCAAAUCUUUCACCAAGGAUUACUUCGACAAAGCCGUUGUCAAGCACAAGGAGCGCGAGGCCGAGAAAGCCCAGAGACGAGCCUCCUCCUCCAACCCUAAUCCCACCACCACCGCUACCACAAACCACAGCACGCCACCAGACGUUAAAAUGUCCGACCACUCACCCAACAACAACACACAUCCCGACCCAGAACCCAGCAUCGAACCUCCCACGCCCAUGGACGAAGACUCUGCCACGUCCACGCUCAAGCGUAAACGCGAUGAUAAUCCAAUUACGCCUGGCGAAGACACACAUCCCACUUCGGAAGUGGAUAGUUCACCAUCUAAGCGUCAAAAAUCUACUCCUCCACCCCCGCCACCUCCACCUCCACCUAUGGAUACGCCCGCAGAUGCAGAUGAACCCGAUACAUCUGUCUCACCACCUUCAGCACAGGAACCAAAGUCGAAGGAUUACCCCGGUGAUGGCGGGCCUGAUGUUGAGAUGGUCGAUAUCCAGACCCGGCCGGCUGUUCUCAGUGUCCAGGGACAGACAUAG